GUACCCGUAUAAAAGAGGGGUAAGCAUAAGGACCUUUUCCAAACUUUUCGUUAUAAUAUUUCCUACCUCCAUCCAUUCAUUCAAGAUAUGGUGGAACCACCCAAACAAGAUAUGGUGCCGUAGACUGGGAGAAUGGACGAGGGUUGGAGGAAUCUAGAGCAUUAAUAUUACUAAAAGCUGUGUGAGGGAGUUCCAAAGGGGAGACAAUGGACUACAUGAAUGGGCCAGGAAGGAACCAUCUUUUUGUUCCAGGACCUGUCAAUAUCCCGGAACAAGUUAUCCGUGCAAUGAACAGAAACAAUGAGGACUAUCGCUCGUCUGCCAUUCCUGCACUGACAAAGACUCUACUCCAAGAUGUGAAAAAGAUUUUUAAGACUACCAGUGGGACUCCAUUCCUGAUCCCAACUACAGGGACUGGAGCUUGGGAAAGUGCACUUACAAACACUCUGUCUCCUGGUGAUCGGAUUGUGUCUUUCCUCAUCGGGCAGUUCAGUUUGUUGUGGAUUGAUCAGCAGCAGCGUCUCAAUUUCAAUGUCGAUGUGGUCGAGAGUGAAUGGGGACAGGGGGCAAAUCUUGAUAUUUUGGGAUCAAAGAUGGCUGCAGAUACAGCACAUUCCAUCAAGGCUGUUUGCAUUGUACACAAUGAGACUACAACCGGAGUUACAAACAACUUGGCUAUGGUUCGAAAAUUGCUUGAUCACUAUCACCAUCCAGCUCUCCUUCUUGUGGAUGGCGUGUCCUCCGUUUGUGCAAUUGAUUUCCGGAUGGAUGAAUGGGGUGUUGAUGUGGCAUUAACUGGGUCACAGAAAGCUCUGUCACUUCCUACUGGGAUAGGAAUUGUCUGUGCUAGCCCUAAGGCUCUUGAGGCCUCCAAAACUGCAAAGUCGGUCAAAGUUUUCUUUGACUGGAAGGACUACUUGAAGUUCUACAAGUUAGGGACUUAUUGGCCAUAUACUCCUUCCGUUCAACUUCUUUAUGGGCUGAGAGCAGCUCUAGACCUUAUCUUUGAGGAAGGACUUGACAAUGUGAUAGCAAGGCACAAACGCCUGGCUACCGCAACUAGGUUGGCAGUGAAGGCUUGGGGCUUGAAGAACUGCUCCCAGAAGGAAGAAUGGUUCAGUGACACAGUCACCGCUGUAAUUGUUCCUUCAACUAUUGAUACUACAGAAAUCAUCAAAAGGGCAUGGAAACGAUACAACCUAAGCUUAGGUCUAGGACUCAACAAAGUUGCUGGAAAGGUCUUUAGAAUAGGGCAUCUUGGUCAUUUGAAUGAGGUAAUUGAGCACUACUUUGGAAUUUUGGUACAAGCUAGUAUUCCUGUCAAAUUUCACCUGAAUAUCAAAAUUCAAAGUUGCAGUUACUGGGGUGUCUUGCUGGAGUGGAGAUGGUACUAAAGGAUGUUGGUUACCCAGUGAAUCUUGGCAGUGGAGUAGCAGCAGCUUCUUCUUACCUGCAGAGCACCACUCCCAUGAUUCCAUCUAGAAUUUAACUCAAGUGUGUUGUAUAUUUGUUUCUUCAUCUUCCUUACUACGCUCAUGCAAUAUUACAUUCUCCCUGCACUAUGAGAAGCACUUGUUCCUGUGGAGUCACUGUGGUGUAGUGGUAAAUGGUAAAACACCUCCUGCUUGGAGGUGUACAUUUACUUUCAUAAGGGAAAAAACUCUCGUUUAUUCUCACCAAAUUAUUUUACACCUAUCUAGGGAACAACAUUACUAUAAAUAUAUGAAGCAGCCAACUUGACUAACCGG
Molecule: messenger RNA, 1748 nt
Organism: Cuscuta europaea
Lineage: Eukaryota; Viridiplantae; Streptophyta; Magnoliopsida; Solanales; Convolvulaceae
Source: the annotation of a GenBank genome assembly